Filobasidium floriforme is the source of this 735-nucleotide messenger RNA. Its product is annotated as class I glutamine amidotransferase-like protein. The record is from RefSeq and is a predicted model, not a curated record. Gene Ontology annotation, molecular function: glyoxalase III activity. NCBI's taxonomy places the organism in Eukaryota, Fungi, Basidiomycota, Tremellomycetes, Filobasidiales, Filobasidiaceae. The transcript has 3 exons. The coding region runs from base 1 to 735 and encodes 244 amino acids.
AUGUCCAACUCUGCUCAGCAACCUCGACGCGCUCUGAUUGCCAUCACCUCGGCACAUGCACCUCUUUACCCAGAUGGCGGUGAGACUGGUCUCUUCGUCAGCGAGGCCAUGCACCCUUUCGAUGGUCUGAAGAAGGCUGGCUUCGAGAUCGAUCUCGUCUCCGAGACCGGGACCUAUCAGCCCGACGCCUUGAGCUUGACCAAGGACUGGCUGAGCGAGGAAGACUUGAAGCAGUACAACGACCCGAACGAAGAGUUCAGGAGCAAGCUCGACAAGCUCAAGAGCCCUAAGGAUGUCAAGGCCAAAGACUACGGUCUCUUCUUCGCCUCGGCCGGUCACGGAUCCCUUAUCGACUACCCUGAAGCCAAGGGUCUUCAGUCCCUAGCUUCCGAUAUCUGGCAACAAGGUGGGAUCCUUUCCUCCGUCUGUCACGGCGGAGCCAUCUGGCCCGGUACGAUCGACGCUUCGACGGGAAAGAGCGUCAUCGCCGGCAAGAAGGUCACUGGGUUCACUACCAAGGGGGAAGAAGAGGAAGGUGUCCUGGACACGAUCAAGUCGUGGAACAGGCCUACUAUCGAAGCCAGCGCGGGCGAUGCGGGAGCUCAAUACGUCUCCCCCGAUGGACCUUGGGACUCGUUUACCGUCACCGAUGGCAGGCUGGUUACCGGUGCCAACCCUCAAUCCGCUCAUGCCGUCACAGAGGCCAUGAUCAAGGCUUUCGACGCGUUGAGCUAG